UUCUCCACUGUCAUUUCUCUUUACAGGCACCUCCUUUUCUUAGGUCUUCGUCCAAAUAUUUACUCCCUUACCAUCCUUGCCAAUUGCUACUGUCGUUUGAACUCUGUUGAUUUGGGGUUUUCUGUUCUCGCCAGCAUUAUUAAGCUUGGUUUUCAGCCUAAUAUUGUUACUUUUACUACUCUCAUCAAUGGCUUCAUUCACUCUAAUCAACAUAACUCCUGACAUUCAGACCUACAGCAUGUUGAUUGAUAUGUAUUGUAAAGAUGGCAAGGUUGGUGAAGCACGGGACAUUUUUGUUCACAUGACUGAGAGAGGAUUUGUUCCCGAUAUCAUCACUUACAGUGCUCUGUUAGAUGGAUAUUGUUUACGUGGUGAGAUGGAUGAGGCAGAAAAGCUUAUGGAUUUGAUGGUUGAAAAUGGUUGCAAACCUAAUGUAGUUACUUACAGCAGCUUAAUCAAUGGCUAUUGCAAGGCUAAAAAGAUUGACAAAGCUCUUGGCCUGCUCCAAGAGAUGCAUUUUAACGGAUUAGCCCCUAAUGUUAUCACGUACAGCACUCUUAUAGAUGCCUUGUGCAAAGACAAUCAACUCAAGCUUGCACACCAGUUUUUCAAGGAAAUGGAAGCUCAUGGACUAAAGCCAAAUGUAAUCACUUGGAACUCAUUGCUUGAUGGGAUGUGUAAGAAUGGACAAAUAGAUGAGGCAAUCGUAACAAUGAAGCAAAUGGAGAGCACUGGAAUGGUCCCUGAUAUUAUUACAUACAGUAUCCUAAUGGAUGGUUUUUGUGAAGCUAAUCGCCUUAGAGAAGGGGUGGAUAUUUUCACUUCUCUGCCCGCAAAGUGCUUACAGCCCAAUGUAUUCAGUUAUAAUAUUAUUGUAAAAGGAUAUUGUAAAGAGGGUUUGCUUGAUGAAGCUACUAAACUUGUACAGGAAAUGGAAGACAACGGGUGUUCACCUAAUGAGUGUACCUACAACACUAUAAUUAAAGGAUAUCUUUAUGGCAAGGAUGUCAGGAAGGCAUUGGAACUAGUCAGUACCAUGAGAAUUAAAGGGUUUGCUGCGGAUGCUCACACGGCUUCUCUAUUUCUUAGCUUCAUAACUGAUCAUGCUGUUAGCGACUCAGACAAGGCUUUGCUUCGAAAGUAUUUUGAGAUAUGAAUUGUAAGGUAUUUGGCUUUUGAUAAUUUUAAAUUAUGGUUUAUGUUUAGAUCUGCUUCUCUGGUUAUCUAUAGUUUUAUAUGAUAUGACGAUGUUACUACAUUACUUGUGCUGAGGUUGAAAUUUGACUUAUGGUUAUGGUUAUCUAUAAUAUUAGUGGAGUAUUGCAGUUGGAGGCUUACUAAUAUCAUGUAUCAAUUUUUUUUUUUUUUCAAGUAAUCGUUGCAUCAAGCUUUUAAUACUUUUUGAAGUCACAUUUGGCAUGUCUCUUCUAGUCACAUUUCCCUU
This is a messenger RNA of Chenopodium quinoa (quinoa), 1444 nucleotides long. Its product is annotated as pentatricopeptide repeat-containing protein At3g22470, mitochondrial-like. Gene Ontology annotation, molecular function: protein binding. The transcript has a single exon. The record is from RefSeq and is a predicted model, not a curated record. Lineage: Eukaryota; Viridiplantae; Streptophyta; Magnoliopsida; Caryophyllales; Amaranthaceae. The coding region runs from base 188 to 1156 and encodes 322 amino acids.